AUGGAGCGACAACAUUGUAAUUUACUUCAAAACUUUGAUGAACCAAAAAGUGAAAUUUUGAAAAAAAGGUUGCUGAAGGCCACGAAUGCUUCCGUCAGUGUUCAUAAUUCUCUAAAUAAUUCGCACAAUGUUCUGCUAAACACAUUGCGUGCGCCAAUCUCAAACAGUAUGAUCGUUACCUCGGUGCAGGCGCCGCAGAGCUCCAUGCCCAUUACUCACAAUUUAGUAACUCAUUCUAUAGCCCCUGUAAAAAUUCAUACAAACAACUCCCCUUAUCCUCUUCAACUAUCAACAGUUCAUGUUCCAGUCCAAAUACCUGGCUCUACUUCGAACAUUAACGUUCCUGUUCAAUUAUCAGGUGCCACCAGCAGUGUUCCGCUUCAGAUAGCACCAGUUAGUCUCCCCAUACAAGUGUCGGGGACUACAAAUGUACCUGUGCAACUUCCAGCGGGUGAAACCAUUAACGUACCACUUCAAAUACCAGCUGGAAAUCAAAAUAUCCAACUUGCGGGACCAGCUUUGCCUUCUAUGCCUAUACUUCAAAGCACUGGUCCAACACUACAUAACUCAAUAAUACACUUACACAUGGGAUCAAAUCCGAGACCUACAAACCUUGAUGCUGGAUCAGAAUUGCAAAACAAUCAGAUGCAGAUACAAGAGACAAGCAUGCAAGUCAAGAUGAAUAAUCCAACAGCAGUUUCUCAAGCCCAAAUAAGUUCAAAUUCAACAAUAGUGCAAAUACCAAACUCCUCAAGUAAUUCCAUACAGUUGGCUCUUCCAAGUUCUGUAAAUUCGGGAGCUGUACAACUAAGGGGUGCCACAAGGACUGUUCCACAUGUUGUCUAUAUCCAGACACCAACUGGUCUCAAACCUAUGACUAGUACUGAAGUUAUUAGUCAAGCCAGCACAAGUGGAAAUCCUCCACAGAUUAUUGUAAGAAGACCGGUAACAAGUAAUUCCAAUAUACACUUGAUUUCAAAUGUUGGUAAUAAGCCGAAUAUUGCACCCAAAUUACCUGUUCAAAAAGGUGGAUCUAUACUUGCUCCAGCUAACGCAGCACAACCCAUUGUAAUUCAAAAACCCAAAGGCAAUGAAAAAAGUUAUGGUUCCUUUAAAAAGCCCAAGAAUCUAACAGAAAAUCAGUCAAUAUUGAUAUCAAGUAAUCAAGGAAGUGUGAACACCAAUAAUCAAAAACUUUUCAUUACUCCAAUGAACAUCCCCAAAAUACAAAACACCAAGUUUAUUUUGCCUGUCACUUUGCCUGCUACAAUGUCCACAAAGGGUCCAGUUAUUAAUCUACAAAUAGCUAAUGGUCAGAUUCAAAAUGAUCCUCAAGGGAAUAUAACAGUCAUGCGAGAUGCACUAAAUGAAACAUCUGAAAUGCCACCGUUACAGCCGUUGGGGAAAAUAUUAUCUAUCAAUGGCAAAGAUACUUCAGUGCCUCAAAGCCCAAAAUCAGAAAAAGGUUUUACAAUUAGUAUAUCUGGAUCUAGGGCAGAACCAACUGGUGAACAAGGCGAGUAUACCUUGUCGAUACCAGAGACAAAUGCAUCCAUGAAUGAUGACAUUUAUACUGUUUCAAUAGCAGAUGACGAAGGUGGCCAGACUAGAGAAAAAUCCUUUACAUUAGCCAUUCCCGAAAAGAGCAAAAGCCUUUUAAAUAAGAAUGUCAUCGAUAGAAAUGAUUUGGUAACAGCCACGAUAGCAGCUCCAGCUAUAUUACGUCGUUCUAACUCUGACACGGGGGAAAGAAAAACCAGUAAUAGCAACAUCAAGCGACGGAUAUCUUUGUGUACAGAAAAUUUAAACAACAAAAAUUUAAAAUUAUCUGGCCCACUUCCACAUUCAUUAAACAAACUAAACAAUCAGCAAGAAAUAGAGGUUAAUGAUGAUCAUCGGGUUCCUUCUUUGUUCUGCGAUGAGGAACUGGAUAAGGAUAAAGAUUCAGAUAAUGAAGAAUAUAAGGAAAAAUCUGAACCAAAGAUGUCUAAUUCUGAUGACAUCACAUACAUCACGUGUAAACGAGAGGAAACAACCACUGAAGAAGAUCCACCGGGACUAGUUUGGAAUAAAGGUGUCGGAAAGCUACGUGGAAGUGAGCUUAAUUUUAAAAGUAAUGAAUUUGGCCUUAUUGAAGUCCUUGAGGAUAACUUGGAAGGUGGUUCAACUUUAAAGUAUCAUACUCCUCUAAAACAAAGAAUAGAAAAGAAGAAAAUAGCAUCUCCCGAAGAAUUCAUUACUUGUUUUGGCUGUGGGAUUCACGGUAUGGCUGCCGAAUUUACUAACGAAAGCUUCUGCAGCGAAAGUUGUCAAACAGAACAUGAGAAAUCGAUUAUAAAAAAACGGGAGAAGGAAAGAGCUGAUCAAGCGAAAAAGAGAAACAAAAUGAAAAAACUGUUAAUGAGGAAACAAAAUUCCAACUCGGAUCUAAUGAACGAGAAGAACGAGACACCUCUGGGGCAAAGCGAUUCAUUGCCAGAGACACAAAUAUCUGAGGUUUUACUGAUGAAAAUGAACGAAGACUCGAUGGAAAACGAGAAGUAUCCGUGGAUGUGUGGGAAAAACGGAUUUUCUUGGAUGCGCUACUUGGACGUGUGUAAGGCAAAGGCUGCACCUGUGAAACUGUUCAAGGAUCCGUUUCCGUAUAAUAAGAACGGGUUCCGGGUGGGGAUGCGGCUGGAGGCAAUAGACCCGCAGCACCAGUCGCAGUUCUGCGUCGUGUCGGUGGCGGAGGUGCAAGGUUAUCGCAUGAGGCUGCACUUCGACGAUUAUCCAGACGUGUACGACUUCUGGGUGAACGUGGACUCGAUAGACAUUUUCCCGGUGGGCUGGUGCGAGAAGAACGGCCGGUCCCUGAAGCCUCCCUCCGGACACUCCGCCGCCACUUUUUCGUGGCCGCUCUACCUCAAACAAGUGCGCGCUAUCGCUGCCCCUAAACAGAUCUUUGGGCAUCUCUCCACUACCACGGUGGUAAAGCCGCAUAGUUUCCGCAUCGGCAUGAAGUUGGAAGCGGAAGACCGCCACAAUGACAUGGUUUGUGCGGCGACAGUCUCCGACGUUCUGGACGGACGACUUCUAGUACAUUAUGACAGCUGGGACUCCGUGUACGAUUGCUGGUUAGACCCAGCAUCUCCUUACAUACACCCUAUCGGGUGGGCCCAAGACAACGGCCACGCGCUCACCCCGCCUACCUAUUACAAAGAAACCGAGUUCUCAUGGGAGACCUACCUUUCGGACACGAUGUCCAUAGCGGCGCCGCCCCGAGCCUUCAAGCCUCGUCCGCCCGCUGGCUUCAAACCUGGCAUGAAGUUAGAGGUCGUCGACAAGAGGGUGCCGUUUUUAAUUCGCGUGGCAACGAUAAGUGCGGUGCGGGGUCAUCAAGUGCGCGUGUCUUACGAUGGGUGGCCGGACACGCUCUCCCAUUGGCUGGACGACGACUCACCUGACUUACAUCCUGUGGGAUGGUGUCUCAAGACUGGACAUCCUCUGGAACCACCCCUCACUGCCGAAGAGUUCCGCGUGAGCGGGCCUUGCGGCGUGGGCGGAUGUCGCGGCUUGGGCUCGGUGAGGGGCGGAGCGCACAAACAACACGCCGCAGCCUCCGCUUGCCCAUACCGGAACCCGGAAGCCGUGUUGCCAGACCGCAGAUCCCAAUCGAAAUCAGUUAAAUCAUCCCAAUCACUGACUCCGACAAGUGAUACGCCAAAAGAAAAACCCGGCCGCGGCCGACCUCCCAAACACAAAAGAGUUGAAGAAGUCACCAAAACUGAGCCGGUGUCCGACGACGAGUCAUUGUCCAGUAGUGGGGGGAAGAGAUGGCGUGGGGCGUCGGUCGGGCCGGAGAUGGCCGUGAAACAGCCCUCGCCGUCGCCGCCCGCGCCCCCCAUGCGGCCGACUCCGCACGCCCAGCCCCCAAUCGUCAUGCUGCCGUCCACUCCGAGAUCUCUCAUCGCCUAUCACCUGGCCGAACUAGCCCUCUGUCCCGAUCCCACUACGUGGACUCAGAAAGAGGUGUCGGCACUAGUGUCGCGUGUGGCGGGAGCGACAGCGGGAGCGGCGGCGGCGGCGGCACGCCUCUCGGGGGCCGAACUGUUGAUGGCCUCCUGCGAGGAACUCGUGCAUUGCCUUCGGCUUAGACUAGGGCCCGCUGUCAAGGUGUACGCGGCGGUGCGGCACCUGCGCGACCGGCUCUCGUGA
Molecule: messenger RNA, 4197 nt
Organism: Pieris macdunnoughi
Lineage: Eukaryota; Metazoa; Arthropoda; Insecta; Lepidoptera; Pieridae
Source: the annotation of a GenBank genome assembly